Molecule: messenger RNA, 1488 nt
Organism: Purpureocillium lilacinum
Lineage: Eukaryota; Fungi; Ascomycota; Sordariomycetes; Hypocreales; Ophiocordycipitaceae
Molecular function (GO): iron ion binding; oxidoreductase activity, acting on paired donors, with incorporation or reduction of molecular oxygen; heme binding
Source: RefSeq, a predicted model, not a curated record
AUGGCUGCACUGCCCGUGGGACCACUGACAGCACUCUUGCUUGCCGUCCUUGCAUGGAGAGUCGUGUCGACGCUUCGGCAGUACCUGCGCCUGCGGCACAUCCCAGGGCCGCCAAGCGCUGGCAUUUCUCAAUGGUGGCUUAUACGUGCGGUGGGCGGCGGCCGGACGCAUCUCGACCUGUACGAGGCGUGCCAGAAGUACGGGCCCGUGGCCCGGGUCGGCCCCAACUAUCUGAUUGCAAGCGACCCCGAUCUCAUAAAGCGGAUGCUCAAUGUGCGGACGACGUAUACGCGGUCCGACUGGUACGAUGGCAUGCGUCUGGACCCGUCCAAGGACAACGUUCUGUCUCAGCGCAAUGAAGACAUACACGGCAGGUUGCGGUCGAUGAUGGCCGCGGGCUACUCGGGUAAGGAGGUUGACAACCUCGAGGCAAAGAUUGACAACAACAUCUUGGCCUGGCUGAACCUCCUCGAAACCAAGUAUGUGUCUGCGAACCAGCCGUUCGACUUGGCACGAAAGGCGCAAUACUUGACGCUCGACGUCAUUUCGGAUCUGGCCUUUGGCGAACCGUUUGGCGAUGUUGCGACGGACUCGGACGUGCACGAGUACAUCUCGACGAUGGAGACCAACAUGCCCAACAUCAUCGUGACGACGGUGAUGCCAUGGCUCAUGGUUGUGCUAUCAUCGCCCCUUUGCCGCUGGAUGCUGCCUUCGGAAAAGGACGUCAUCGGCCUCGGGCGCACAAUGGCCAUCGCCAAGCAGGUCGCAGCUGAGCGGUUCGGCCCUCAGAAAAAGGUGCAGCGUGACAUGCUGGGCUCCUUUGUCGCGCGCGGACUCACGCAGUCCGAGGCCGAGUCCGAGAUUCUUAUGCAAAUUCUGGCUGGGUCUGAUACGACGGCGACGGCGAUUCGAGCCACGAUGUUGCACGUCAUGUGCAACGCGCGAGUAGGCGAAGCCCUCCGAAACGAGAUUGAACAGGCCAACCCGACGUGGCCCGUCAUCACAGAUGCCGAAGCGCGACGCAUGCCGUACCUUCAAGCGGUGAUCAAGGAGGGGCUUCGCAUGUUCCCGCCCGUAGCGGGCCUCAUGGCCAAGGAAGUUCCCAAGGGCGGCGACACUUUCAAGGGCACGUUCUUCCCCGAGGGAACGCGGAUCGGAUACUGCGCGUGGGGCGUCGUGCGGUGGCCCGAGGUCUGGGGCAGCGACGCCCACGAGUUCCGCCCGGAGCGAUGGCUCGAGGCGUCGCCGGGGAAGCUGAGAGAGAUGGACGGCACGGUCGAGCUUGUGUUUGGGUACGGUCGCUGGCAGUGCCUCGGACGCAACGUGGCUUUCAUCGAGCUCAACAAGGUGUUUGUCGAGCUCUUGCGGCGGUACGAUUUGUGUCUUGUCGAUCCCACCAAGCCGUGGAAAUCGCACAACUUUGGCAUAUUCCUGCAGUCCGAUCUCUGGGUCAAGGCGUACAGGCGGGCCGACCCGGCGGCUGUGUAG